Acomys russatus (golden spiny mouse) is the source of this 784-nucleotide messenger RNA. RefSeq names its product cell cycle exit and neuronal differentiation 1 (gene Cend1). The coding region runs from base 261 to 713 and encodes 150 amino acids. NCBI's taxonomy places the organism in Eukaryota, Metazoa, Chordata, Mammalia, Rodentia, Muridae. Gene Ontology annotation, biological process: radial glia guided migration of cerebellar granule cell; cerebellar Purkinje cell differentiation; cerebellum development. The transcript is spliced from 2 exons. The record is from RefSeq and is a predicted model, not a curated record.
GACGCAGCCGCUGUCUCCGCCCCUCGCCGCUGGUCCUUCUGGUUUGCACCCGGAGUGGUGCAUUGUGGGAAACUCCUGAGCACUCCUUGGUAUCUGCAGCCACCGCCCGCUGUCAUCCCGUGAAGCGAGUGCGCAGCUAGAAGCUGGAGGCCUGGAGGAAGACACCCAUAUAAUGCCCAGAGGUGAGCUGUCCUGAGACUCUGUGGUCCAGCCACCUGCCAGUGCCACAAGUCCCAAACCAGCCACCCGCACAAGUCAUCAUGGAGUCCCGAGGAAAGUCAGCCAGCAGCCCCAAGCCAGACACCAAGGUGCCUCAGGCCACGGCUGAGGCCAAGGCCACUCCAGCUGCUGACGGAAAAGCCCCCAUGACCAAGCCUGUGAAGAAGGAAAACCAAGCAGAGAAGCAGGAGCAACCCGUGGCCCCUGGGCCGGCCACAACCAAGAAGACCCCGGCCAAGGCAGAUCCUGUACUUCUCAAUAAUCACAGCAACCUGAAGCCAGCUCCCGCGGCGCCAGCGGCAGCUACCAACAGUCCUGAUGCCACCUCAGAGCCCAAGGGUCCUGGGGAUGGGGCAGAGGAAGACGAGCCCAACACUGGAGGCCGAGGUCCCUGGCCUUGCGAGAACUUGACCCCUUUGCUGGUAGCUGGGGGUGUGGCCGUGGCUACCAUGGCCCUAAUUCUUGGUGUGGCCUUCCUAGCCCGGAAAAAAUGAUGCCUGGUGUCCAGGUCGGGGCGUAGAGCCAUUUUCUGUACAGACGUGAAUAUAUAGUGCAUGCAAGGCCC